GGAGCAAAACCCCGGCCAGCUUCUCAGCACCGCAGUUAACCCAGGGCACGAAACGUCCGGCUUAACAGAAGAGAGGGUUGGCGGGAGCAGAAAGGACCGGCUGCCUACGCCGCACCAGGGUCCGGCAGCGGGCUGAGAGGUCAGGCAGGUGUCUGGAAACAAAGCCGAGGGAGAGCCACCUUGGCUGCCAGCCCCAGCGCACCCCGUGACCUCUUUCGCCCAGGCUCCAGGGGCGUUUCUGCCCCAGCCCCGGCUGGCGCAGCCCCUGGGGCGGGGCGGCCCGGGAGCAGCCCCGUGACUGCACCUCGCCCUGCCGGGAAGGGCCGGGACAGGAGAGGCUGCCCCAGCACCUGAUCCACUCCGAUCCCACCGCACAGCCCGGGAGAAGCUGUCCCAGCGCCUGAUCCACUCCGAUCCCACCGCACAACCCGGGAGAAGCUGUCCCAGCGCCUGAUCCACUCCGAUCCCACCGCACAGCCCGGGAGAAGCUGUCCCAGCGCCUGAUCCACUCCGGUCCCACCGCACAGCCCGGGAGAGGCUGUCCCAGCGCCUGAUCCACUCCGAUCCCACCGCACAGCCCGGGAGAAGCUGUCCCAGCGCCUGAUCCACUCCGAUCCCACCGCACAGCCCGGGAGAAGCUGUCCCAGCGCCUGAUCCACUCCGAUCCCACCGCACAGCCGGGGAGAGGCUGCCCUGUGAGCCGCUCCGCCCGGGUCCCGCCGGGACAGAUCCCCGGCCAUGUUCGCGUUUUUGGCAGUGCUGUGUCAACUGCAUGUGAUGAUGUUCGCGUUUCCUCACUGCCCUGGGAGAUUAAAUAACUUGAAACAACCUCAGUGGAAAGACGUGUUCACAUCUGCAAGGGAGGCCAACUUAUUCAUUGGACGACAUCUUCUGAACAACAGAUUUGAUUUUGAAGCAUUCACAGAUGAUAACCUGGAAAGGGAAUGCUAUGAAGAAUUGUGCAAUUACGAAGAAGCAAGAGAAGUUUUUGAAGACCCUGAUAAAACGAUGGAUUUUUGGAAAGAUUAUUCAACUAAAGGCCCUAGAAUAAAAACAGGUGAUGAUGCACAACAAAAGAUUAACGUCACGGGACUGCUCAUCAGCCUGGUUACUGCUGGAGUACUGUUGGUUAUAAUUGCGCUAAUUAUCUUCUACUGCUGCAAGAGCAGAUGCAAAUCAAGGCAACCACCAACGUCCUUGUAUUAUGUGAGAAGCAGAAGACGUAAUUCAGCCAACAUCUUCAGGAGGCACGAAGAGCUUUCUUUAAACCCCGUUCCUCUCCGAGCUGACGAUUCAGGACUGCCCACUUACGAGCAAGCGGUGACCUCAGAUGGACAGCACAGCGUGCCCCCGCCCCCUUACCCAGGGCCCCCCAGAGAUGCACGGCUGUUUCAAAAGUCCAUGUCUCUUCCAGGCCCCUAGUCACAAGCCUCCUGCUGGGGUGAGGGCAGGUUACUGGAACACAACAUACUUUUGAAAAAGUGUGUGCUACCUUGCAUAUUGCAAGAUGCUUUACAAAAAUGUGAAAGAUCUUUUGGAUGACUAGGAAUGAGUGAAGUUCCCAUUUGGGAAAAGAGGUUACCUGUUACCGGCUGCAGGAGUGUUCUUUGCACAAAGUCACUGUGCUAAGAGCAAGUCUGGUACUGCUGCCCUCUUCCAUAUGAGCCAUCCCAACAAACUAUUGAUGUUUUCAUCAAUAGUUUCAUCUUCUUUUUCUUGAGAAAGAACAAUAUUUUAAUUGAUCAUAUUGACACUUACCAUUUUUUGUGUCUUAAUACUUUACUUAAUACUUUAAACCUGCAAGAAGUCUUUGUUGUCAAAAACCAAACUUGGUCGUUUGAUAUAUUCACUUCCUUGCUGGGUGAAUUUUCUAUUCGUUCUUGUAAUAGACUUGAGUGCAAAAAUUUUUUCAUGACUUGAUCUUUCAAAUAUAUGGUACUGCUACUGGAUUGCACUGGUUUGUUUUAGACAUUGCUAGUCACAUGACUUAAUUUGUUGGAUUUUUAUCAUCAUAAUUUUGCAUCAAAAGGAAGCAUUCAUUACAUGGCACACUACCAAUUCACACAAAGUAUACUUGCAUCAAAUUGUUUUGAUGUUCAACAGUAAAUAAAUACCAGGUCAAAGAGAGUAAAUAGAAUACUGUGGGCCAGUGGAUGUUCAGCAAAAAGCUAGAGAAGUGUCCCUUGUUAAAAAGCUACCUUGUUUUCACAGCUAAUGUUUCUUUCAUAGUUUAAAAGCUGAAAUGUAGAGACAUUUAACUUUCAAAGCAAAGCCUGAACUACCCCCUAGGAGCACUUAAGUAAGUGUGUCUUGCACUACAGGGAUGACAAAAUGAUACCUUUAAGCUGAAUGAAACAUCAUAUUAGAUCAAAAAUCAAGAGUCAAGAACUUCUGGGAGUUAUUGGUUCACUUUGUCAAGACAGUUUCUGUAUCUACAGCUGUAGCCACCAUUAAUUUUACAUCUUAUUAAAAUAUCAACCCCCAGCAUUAUGCAGCCUAUGGAUCUUGCUGAGGAAAUUGCUGCCCACCACGGUGUCCCUUGGUCUCCUUACUAUAGCAGAUGGUCUCACAGGAAACACGUCAGGCUGCUUCCUUGUUUGACAGUGGCUGUACAAUUAUGGCACACUAAAUUAAGGUUUUUAAGAAGAAACAAACCCCUCCUUUUCCACCCCUCCUUGAGUCAAUGCUGACAACAGCAAAUUAUAUUUCAAUUUGGCACCUACAAUCCACUUAUAAAUUAAAGGAUUAAGGGUUGAAAUCAUUAUGUAAUAUUUCACUGAAUCUUAUUGUUUUAACAUAGUAAAAGCUACAGUGCUAUUGAAUGAGAUGCAGAAAAUUUGUCUGAGAUUUUCAAUCUCUAAAUGUCUUUGUAAAAAUGAAAACACUUCAAAUCUUGGAAUAUAAAGAGGGUACACUGACAGUGCUACACGAUGAAGUCUUGUCC
Molecule: messenger RNA, 2944 nt
Organism: Hirundo rustica (Barn swallow)
Lineage: Eukaryota; Metazoa; Chordata; Aves; Passeriformes; Hirundinidae
Gene: PRRG4
Product: proline rich and Gla domain 4
Exons: 6
Coding region: 739-1422 (227 amino acids)
Cellular component (GO): extracellular region
Molecular function (GO): calcium ion binding
Source: RefSeq, a predicted model, not a curated record